Molecule: messenger RNA, 3562 nt
Organism: Bombina bombina (fire-bellied toad)
Lineage: Eukaryota; Metazoa; Chordata; Amphibia; Anura; Bombinatoridae
Gene: VARS2
Product: valyl-tRNA synthetase 2, mitochondrial
Exons: 30
Coding region: 186-3305 (1039 amino acids)
Biological process (GO): valyl-tRNA aminoacylation
Cellular component (GO): cytosol
Molecular function (GO): aminoacyl-tRNA deacylase activity; valine-tRNA ligase activity; ATP binding
Source: RefSeq, a predicted model, not a curated record
GGCGUGCACAGACGGAUUCGCUGCGCCGCGCACCAUUGCGCGUCAUACUUCCUUCUGCGCAUGGGCGAAAGUCCUGUCACUCUACAGAUGCAUUUUAUUGGUUUGUUACAGAAGUGAAAGAGUGGAAAAAACACGAGUGGGAGUGUAAGAUAGCCAUAAGAAAAUCAGAGCGCCUCUCCUUUUCUAUGAUCCGCCUCCUCAGAAGCCCCAGCCCUCGUGGGCUGGCGUUAUCUUCACGUAGGAGCGCAUCAAGCGUAAAAGAGCGAAUUAAACAAGAAGAGCGCCAGAAACACCGAAGGGAUUUGCAGGAGGAAAGCGCUGCCCAGGUUUCCCACGUUAAAGGCCAGAAAUGGAGGGAAAAGGAGGUGAUAACAUAUAAUGUAGUGACGGAACCAGGGCAAAAGAAAGAUACCUCUGUGCCAUUACCACAUGCUUAUAGCCCUCGCUAUGUUGAGGCAGCGUGGUACCCGUGGUGGGUUAAACAAGGUUUCUUUAAACCAGAGUAUCGGAGAAAUCUUGCUCUUCCUGAGAAAACCUUCUCCCUCUGCAUCCCUCCCCCAAACGUCACUGGCUCACUUCAUCUCGGACACGCUCUGACAGUGGCUAUCGAGGACUCUCUUGUGCGCUGGAAGAGGAUGCUUGGCCAGAGAGUUAUUUGGGUCCCCGGAUCAGAUCAUGCAGGCAUUGCCACUCAGGCCGUGGUGGAGAAGAAGCUGUGGAAGGAAAAGGGUCUGUCUCGUCAUGAUGUUGGCCGGGAGCAAUUUGUACAGGACGUGUGGAAGUGGAAGGAAGAGAAAGGUGAUACUAUUUAUCAUCAGUUGAAAUCCAUGGGCGCUUCUCUAGACUGGGAAAGAAGCUGCUUUACUAUGGACAAGAUGUUCUCUUGGGCGGUCUCGGAAGCCUUUAUCCGUUUGUACGAGGAUGGGUUGGUGUCUCGCCGGUGCCGUCUAGUGAACUGGUCGUGUGCUUUGCGUUCUGCCAUAUCGGACAUAGAGGUAGACGGUCAGCAGUUGACUGGUAAGACGUACGUCUCUGUGCCUGGUUACCAAAGAAAGAUACCUUUUGGUAUUCUAUACAGCUUUGCUUAUCCCACGGAAGAGGGAGAUGAUGAGAUUAUUGUGGCCACAACACGACCGGAGACCAUGUUGGGUGACACUGCAGUUGCUGUCCAUCCAGAUGAUUCCAGAUACUUGAGAUUUCAUGGGAGGAAGCUUCGUCACCCCUUUUCAGGGCAGUUAAUUCCGGUUGUAACUCACACCCUGGUGAACCCCGAGUUUGGAACAGGAGCAGUAAAGGUGACGCCUGCGCACAGCCUGGCGGAUUUUGAGAUGGCAGAAAACCUCUCGCUGCCUGUGGUGUCUGUCAUUGGUGAAGAUGGAUUCAUGACCAAGCAUUGUGGCGAAUGGAUCCAGGGUGUGAAGAGAUUUGAUGCUCGGGAACAGGUCCUGGCUGGUUUACGGGAGAAAGAGCUUUACAGAGGAGAAGCUGAACAUUCAAUGCAGCUACCGGUGUGCAGCCGUUCGGGGGAUGUCAUUGAGUAUCUAGUAAAGAACCAAUGGUUUGUCAGCUGUGAGUCGAUGGCACAGAAAGCGCUAGAGGCAGUGAAUUCUGGGCGCCUAAAGAUCAUUCCAUCAUAUCACCAGAAAAACUGGAAGAAUUGGCUCUCACACAUCAGUGACUGGUGUGUAUCCCGCCAACUCUGGUGGGGGCAUCAGAUUCCGGCAUACCGUGUAACAGUGAAAGGGACACAGCCAGAGCAGUUUCCUUGUGAUGAAAGUGAUGGAUUCUGGGUAGUUGCCCGCAAUGAGGCUGAUGCAAGAACUAAAGCUGCCAGUCGUUUGGCGAUACACGAAGACAAGCUUCAUCUAGACAGAGAUGAAGACGUUUUGGACACCUGGUUUUCUUCUGGUCUCUUCCCGUUUGCAAUGUUGGGUUGGCCCGCGAAGACCAAAGAUCUUGAGGAGUUUUACCCAAAUUCUCUUCUGGAGACAGGGAGUGACCUUCUAUUUUUCUGGGUUGCUCGAAUGGUUAUGCUAGGAGAACAUCUCACCGGAGAACUUCCAUUCAAAGAGGUUUUCUUACACUCCAUGGUCAGGGAUGCUCAUGGCAGGAAGAUGAGUAAGUCUUUGGGCAACGUUCUUGAUCCGUUAGAUGUUGUUACUGGAAUAUCCCUUGAGAGGCUGCAGGGAAAGCUGCUCGAUGGUAAUUUAGACCCACGAGAGCUUAAAAUAGCAGAAGCUGGGCUGCUGAAGGAUUUUCCGCACGGUAUCCCUGAGUGCGGAACUGAUGCUCUACGUCUGUCUCUGUGCACACACAGAGUUCAAGGUGAUGACAUAAAUUUGGACGUUUCCUCCGUUCUCGCUGUCAGACAUUUCUGCAACAAGGUCUGGAAUGGAGUUAAAUUCACUCUCUCAGCCUUGGGGGAAGGAUUUACUCCACUCCCCAUGGAAGAGCUGAAACCUACGGCCCCCAUAGACCGCUGGCUUUUAGAUCGUUUGAGGCAAGUCACAGAGGAGGUUGAAAGUAAACUUGAGGCUUAUGAGAUCCACGGUGCAACCGGAGCGAUACAAACCUUCUGGGUGCAGAACUUCUGUGAUGUGUAUCUGGAAGCAGUGAAACUCAUGUUAAAAAACACACAAGCCUCCGAUGUCCGGCAAGUGCUGUACUGGGGCACUGAGAUCAGCCUUCGCCUCCUAGCACCAUUUACGCCAUUUCUGUCCGAGGAGCUUUGGCAGCGUCUACCCAGAGUACAUUCCGAUCUUUCCCCCAGUGUCUGUGUUGCGGAAUACCCAACGCCACGUAACACGGCUCAUUGGAUUUACCCAGAAGAGGGGAGGAGAUUUGACUUUAUACAAUUAGUGAUUAAGGCAGUGCGCAGCUUACGUGGCGACUAUAGCAUGACUAAGGUCCGACCAGAAGUUCAUAUCUUCUGCUCUGAUGAGGACGACCUUUUGUCUCUUCAAUCCUUUCUGCUGCCCCUCCAGACCCUCUCAUUCUCCAGCCGCAUUCAGCUCCAUCUGUCCCAUGAUGCCCCUGAGCAAGGGGCUGAUGUGAUUGGUUGGGCCAGGGGAGAGGUGACAGACAGUUGUCAUGUUUGCAUCAACUUAUUGGGUUUAGUUGACCCUUUAUUGACACUACCGCAAAUGCAGUCCAAGUAUCAGAAGUUAGAGCGUCAGCUUCAUGUCAAGACAGAAUGCAACAAUGAAGAUCCUGAGAGAAACACUCUCCUGCAGAAAAUUUCCAAAGUCAAACAAGCAAUCAAGACUUUACAGCAAAUGUUACCAGAUAAAAACUUAGGAGAAUGACCUCCUGUGGUCCACGUGGGCGUUACUUAUAUAUCUUCCUGUCUGUAUGACACAGUGACCCUCAGUGGUCGGAGUAUGUAUUACAGUAUGUAUUACAGGACACCUGCUGGUAUGACACUCAUUGACUCCCUGUGAUCAGUGUUUCAUUUCUUCCCUAUGGGUAGCACAUUGGUUCAUUUUGUUCAGCUUGUGUAUUAUAAGACCAAAAUACUUUUUUUUUCUGUGAAAAAAAAGUUUUAAUAAAACUUUAUUAUAAA